AUGAAGAAAGAGAAUUACACUUUGGUGAGUGAGUUCAUUUUUCAGGGUUUCUCCAACUUCUGUGAGCAACAACUUACACUCUUUGCUGUGUUCCUUACACUGUACAUACUAACCGUGGCAGGAAAUGCCAUCAUUGUGACUAUCAUUAGCCUUGAUCAUCACGUCCACACCCCCAUGUACUUCUUCCUCAGUGUGCUGUCAGCUUCAGAGACUGUGUACACGUUUGUCAUUAUACCAAGGAUGCUCUUAAACCUUAUAAGCCUGAGUCAGCCCAUCUCCUUGGCUGGUUGUGCCACUCAGAUGUUCUUCUUCAUUACUUUGGCCAUCAACAACUGUUUCCUGCUCACAGCAAUGGGGUAUGACCGCUAUGUGGCUAUUUGCAACCCUCUGAGAUAUUCACUCAUCAUGGGCAAGAGAGUAUGCUUCCAGCUGGUGGGGGGAGCCUGCAGCAUAGGCCUCAUUAUAGCAAUGACACAAGUGUUAGCUGUGUUCAGGCUACCUUUCUGUACCACCAAAGUGGCCCACUUUUUCUGUGACAUCCGACCUGUUAUGAAGCUUUCCUGUAUUGACACCACUGCCAAUGAGAUCCUAACUUUGAUCAUUAGUGUGUUGGUGAUCUUGAUUCCCAUGGGCUUGGUUUUCAUCUCUUACGUUCUCAUUAUAUCCACCAUCCUCAAGAUAGCCUCUGCUGAGGGCAGGAAGAAGGCCUUUGCCACUUGUGCAUCCCAUAUCACUGUGGUUAUCAUCCACUAUGGCUGUGCCUCCAUUGCCUACCUCAAGCCUAAGUCAGAGAACACUAGGAAUGAGGAUCAGCUGAUUUCUGUGACCUAUACUGUUAUCACUCCCCUCCUGAACCCUGUGGUGUACACUCUGAGAAACAAAGAGGUCAGGGAUGCUCUGUGCAGGGCAAUAGGCCGAAAACUCUCCUGA
Molecule: messenger RNA, 930 nt
Organism: Castor canadensis (American beaver)
Lineage: Eukaryota; Metazoa; Chordata; Mammalia; Rodentia; Castoridae
Product: olfactory receptor 10J1-like
Biological process (GO): G protein-coupled receptor signaling pathway
Cellular component (GO): membrane
Molecular function (GO): olfactory receptor activity; G protein-coupled receptor activity
Source: RefSeq, a predicted model, not a curated record